AUGGCGGACAACGGCGCUUUCAAGGUCACUCUCUACUGGCUCGAAAAGUCUCGUGCACAGCGCAUAGUCUGGCUCCUCGAAGAACUCAACAUACCUUACAGCAUCAAGACCUUCAAACGCCGAGCCGACAUGACCGCGCCAGACGAGCUGAAGAAGAUCCAUCCCCUGGGUAAAUCGCCAAUCAUCAGCAUCGAGGCACCCCACCUGUCCAAACCACUGGUGCUCGCGGAGUCCGCCGUGAUCAUCGAGUAUCUGUGCACGCACUUUGGCGGGGAACGAUUCCUCCCCCAGCGGUACAGCGAGGGCAAGGAAGGGCAGGUGGGCGGGGAGACGGAGGAGUGGAUGCGAUAUCAGUAUUUCAUGCACUAUACGGAGGGAUCUCUGACGCCGUUUCUGGUGAUGAAAGUGGUUAUGGAUAGCAUCCGGAAUGCGCCGGUCCCAUUCUUCAUCAAGCCGGUCACCAAAAUGGUCGCUUCCAAAGUGGAGGGCGCAUUCGUGAACCCGAACAUCCACACAAAUCUGAGUUUUCUGGAGGACCAGCUUAAGACAGCGCCAGGAGGCGGACCGUACAUCUGCGGUGAAACGGUGACAGCUGCGGAUAUCGUGCUGAGCUACUCUGUCAUUGCGGCGCUGUCGAGGUUGGGUUCUCUUCGCAACGAGUAUCCCACGGUGGCAGCAUAUGCAGACCGAUUGCAGGCACUCGAUGGCUAUAAGCGAGGCGUGGCGCAGAUUGAGAAAAUCGAAGGGUCAUUUAAGGCUAGCUUAUGA
Messenger RNA from Aspergillus clavatus NRRL 1, 768 nucleotides. Its product is annotated as glutathione S-transferase. The record is from RefSeq and is a predicted model, not a curated record. Bases 1 to 768 code for a protein of 255 amino acids. The transcript is spliced from 3 exons. Lineage: Eukaryota; Fungi; Ascomycota; Eurotiomycetes; Eurotiales; Aspergillaceae.